AAAAUCUGCUAGGUCCCAGGCAGCCGCCGCUGCCCCUUUGAUGUUUUGGUACGCCGUGCGCAUGCGCCUCACAUUAGAAUUACUGCACUGGGCAGACUAAGUUGGAUCUCCUCUCUUCAGUGAAGCCCUCAAUCCCAUCAAAAACUAAAGGGAUGUGGAGAGUUCGGAAAAAAGGCUGCUUUGGGAUCUGGCCAUUCCCCUUGCUAAUCGCCGCUGUCUGUGCGCAGAGUGUCAAUGAUCCUAGUAACAUGUCACUGGUUAAAGAGACGGUGGAUAGACUCCUGAAAGGCUAUGACAUUCGUCUGAGACCAGAUUUUGGAGGUCCCCCCGUGGCCGUGGGAAUGAAUAUUGACAUUGCCAGCAUCGAUAUGGUUUCCGAAGUCAAUAUGGAUUAUACGUUGACAAUGUAUUUUCAACAAGCCUGGAGAGAUAAGAGGCUGUCGUAUAAUGUCAUACCUUUAAACUUAACUCUGGACAACCGAGUCGCAGACCAGCUCUGGGUGCCUGACACCUACUUCCUGAAUGACAAGAAGUCGUUCGUGCACGGCGUGACCGUCAAGAACCGCAUGAUCCGCCUGCAUCCCGAUGGCACUGUCCUCUACGGCCUCAGAAUCACAACCACAGCUGCCUGCAUGAUGGACCUCAGGCGGUACCCACUGGAUGAACAAAACUGCACCUUGGAAAUUGAAAGCUAUGGAUAUACCACUGACGACAUUGAGUUUUACUGGCGUGGGGAAGAUAAAGCAGUAACGGGAGUGACAAAGAUUGAACUUCCACAGUUCUCUAUUGUAGACUACAAACUCAUCACCAAGAAGGUUGUUUUCUCCACAGGUUCCUAUCCCAGGUUGUCCCUCAGUUUUAAGUUGAAGAGAAACAUUGGAUACUUUAUCCUGCAAACGUAUAUGCCUUCCAUCCUGAUCACUAUCCUCUCUUGGGUCUCCUUCUGGAUUAAUUACGAUGCUUCAGCUGCAAGAGUGGCAUUAGGAAUUACAACUGUCCUUACAAUGACCACCAUCAACACUCACCUCCGGGAAACUCUCCCUAAAAUCCCCUACGUGAAGGCCAUUGACAUGUACCUGAUGGGGUGCUUUGUCUUUGUUUUUAUGGCCCUUCUGGAAUAUGCUUUGGUCAACUACAUCUUCUUUGGGAGGGGACCCCAACGCCAAAAGAAAGCAGCCGAGAAGGCGAGCGCCAACAGUGAUAAGAUGCGCCUGGAUGUCAACAAGAUUUUUUAUAAAGAUAUUAAACAAAAUGGGACCCAAUAUCGAUCCUUGUGGGACCCAACUGGAAGCUUCUCCCCAACUAGACGGACUACCAAUUACGAUUUCUCUCUAUAUACGAUGGACCCCCACGAGAACAUCUUACUGAGCACUCUAGAGAUAAAAAAUGAAAUGGCCACAUCUGAGGCUGUGAUGGGACUUGGAGACCCCAGGAGCACAAUGCUGGCUUACGAUGCAGCCAACAUCCAGUAUCGGAAAGCCGGGCUGCCCAGGCAUACUUUUGGCCGAAAUGCCCUGGAACGACACGUGGCACAGAAGAAAAGCCGCCUGCGGAGACGCGCCUCCCAACUGAAAAUCACCAUCCCCGACUUGACUGAUGUGAAUGCCAUAGACCGGUGGUCCCGCAUAUUCUUCCCAGUGGUUUUUUCCUUCUUCAACAUUGUCUAUUGGCUUUACUAUGUGAACUAAAACAUAGCCUCCCUCGGGAAGCAAGGACUAGAUGCCUCCUCAAACCAGUUGUACAGCCUGACGUAGGACUUGGAAAACACAUCAAUCCAGGACAAAAGUGAUGCUAAAAUACCUUAGUUGCUGGCCUAUCCUGUGGUCCAUUUCAUACCAUUUGGGUUGCUUCUGCUAAGUAAUGAGUACACUAAGGGCCUUGCGAUUUUGCAGUUAAAAUGCAAGUGAUUUGUACACAUGCUGGCAAGACUGAGGCUGAGUGUUCCACUUCAUCUGCUUAGUGUGCAAGCGACACGGAGGGGAAUUAUUUAGAAGAUAUUCUUAGAAGGCUCAAUAGCACUAUCAGUCAUGUCUCUGAGAAGUCAUAUCCAGAUAUUCCCAUCUUCCUUCCUAAGGGUGGCAUGCUGCUGAGAUGACACCAUGCUUAGGAAACAUUAUCCUCAAUGUCAUGUGAACAUGCUUACAGAAGAUGGUCUCUGCCCAUCUUAUUAAGGCGAUAAUGGUGCCCUGGGAUGAAAAUUCCCACUGGAUUCUAGAAGGUUCUCAUGUAGUUCAAACAAGAUGUGGGGAGUCAAGACAGAGAUUCAGGAAGCCAAGUUGGCCAGUUUCAGAUUGCUUGAGCACUGGGAAUCAACUAUGAUGUCUUCCAUUUUGGCAUGUAGAGCCCAGGAGAAUUCUAAACGUUAUCAUGCACGAUGACCAAAGAAACUUUUCUAAAACUCUGUUCCCUAGGUGGUUAAAAGAAGAGUUAAAAACCCAGAGCAGAGUGGGAAAUCCAGAAAUGACUGUUGGAACAAAAUUGAAGCAAGCAAGUAUCAUGACCCUUAUCAAUCCACACAGCUUCUGGUUUAUACAUAUUAUGGUCAGUGGCAAAGGUAGAAAGAGAGAUUUUUUUGUUCCAACUUCACAAGCUUUUGAAAGCAUGCCUAUAGAGGCUUAUAUAGUUUAUUUAAUUAAAAGACACCCACAAAAGAGAAAAGUUAGCCAAAUUAGCAUCAUCUUAGAUGCAGGUUAGGUUGAGAGUUAUCAAAUAUGUGAAUAUAAAGUGCAAACAGGUUGCUA
Myotis myotis is the source of this 2741-nucleotide messenger RNA. RefSeq names its product gamma-aminobutyric acid type A receptor subunit beta2 (gene GABRB2). Gene Ontology annotation, molecular function: neurotransmitter receptor activity; GABA-A receptor activity; extracellular ligand-gated monoatomic ion channel activity. NCBI's taxonomy places the organism in Eukaryota, Metazoa, Chordata, Mammalia, Chiroptera, Vespertilionidae. The record is from RefSeq and is a predicted model, not a curated record. Bases 153 to 1688 code for a protein of 511 amino acids. Gene Ontology annotation, biological process: chemical synaptic transmission; nervous system process; monoatomic ion transmembrane transport. The transcript has 10 exons. Gene Ontology annotation, cellular component: GABA-A receptor complex; synapse; neuron projection.